AUGACCGAAAUUCGAAAGGAAGGGACAGGGAGAGCAUUGUUUGCCACAAAAGCAUACGCCUUUGGCGAUGAAAUACUGGCGGAAACGCCGUUGCUUGCAAUUCCUCGAGCAACCCCAUCGGGACUACCUGGAGUGUUGGAGACGCUAAAGACUGCCUUUGCUGAGGUUGCACCAGAAAAACAGGCGAUUGUGCUGGAUUUGUUCUGUCCGACAAUAGAAGAGCUGAAGAGAACUGGGACCCAUCUUACUCAGUUUGAGAUUCCGUGCGAGUAUGAAGAUGUGGCCAAUCAAGCAAAGAAGCUAUCCUGUACGAACGAAGAGGCCACCAACCUAGCAAGGCUGUUUUUCAUUUGGAAGUUUAAUGCAACUCAAUACCAAGGCACGAAGUCAGCCGUAUUCGAGGUGCAUGCUAGGAUCAAUCACAGCUGUUGCCCAAAUGCUAUAUUCCACGCAGGGGUGGUACGUGCUGUCCAACAAAUCGCUACUGGCGACUUGGUUACGAUUUCAUAUCUUGAAGGUCAAGACUUGCUUGCUUCAACACGCUUGCGUCGUCGAAAGCUGCAGCGUGCCUACUCAUUUCUCUGUAACUGCGGUAGAUGCGUACGAGCAGUCGACCUGAGUCGAACAAUGCUCUGUCCAGCCUGCAAUCGUUGCACCGCCGUUUGGGGGCUCUCACUCGAAGAGAACUCCAGCGAAGAAGUGGUCGCCUCUUGCAUUGCUUGCAAUACAGCGCAUAGGAAAUUAGAUUUGCCGCUUGACGAGGAGGAAAACCUAGAGAAGCAAGUGCAGAGUAUCUUGCUGUUGGGGGGUUCACCGGUGGAGAAAACUCAUGAUCUGCAAGCUCGCGUGCUGAAAAUCCUUGGCGGGGCACACUGGACGGCUGCUGCUCUCAUGGAGCUGCGCUACCGGAAGGAUCCAAUGGUCAACGGUUUCAUCGUGAUGCAAUGGGGAGAGGCGGAGGCCAGAUGGCGUAGGCUGGCAGUCGCAGAAAUUCCAUGGCUCUACUACAUGUCGAUCUUUGCAUUGGGAAAUGGCUGUAAGCCGCAUCUACAACGUCAACAGGGUCAGACCGUUUUUGCUCUAGCUGGAAGAAGGUAUUGGAAUGAAUGCUAUGAGUUCUGCAGGAAGUUUUGGGGAGAGGAGGACCAGGAUGUUCAAAACAUGGAAGCCAUGUUUGAAAGAUGCCGAACGAGACGCAGCCGACCAGAUGUUGUUGUCUGCACUUACAACAAAUGCGUUAAGGCUAUUGAUGAUCGCGUUGGCGGUGCCGGUCCAAACCUAAAAAGAUGUGCCGCCUGUGGACUUGCCCGAUACUGUGACAAAGCUUGCCAAAAAAGUGACUGGCAUGACCACCAGGAGGUUUGCAAGAAGGUCGGAGCACUAAAGGAUCUGGAGGCAGUCAAAGAAUGGCUGAACACUCACCCAACCCAUUUCGGAUGA
This is a messenger RNA of Seminavis robusta, 1440 nucleotides long. Lineage: Eukaryota; Bacillariophyta; Bacillariophyceae; Naviculales; Naviculaceae. The record is from the annotation of a GenBank genome assembly.